Messenger RNA from Rotaria sp. Silwood2, 1347 nucleotides. The record is from the annotation of a GenBank genome assembly. NCBI's taxonomy places the organism in Eukaryota, Metazoa, Rotifera, Eurotatoria, Philodinida, Philodinidae.
AUGAAAGCAAAAAUCAACAGACUAGUCAUUGAAAUAAUUAAUCCUGAGCAUAGUUUCUGGCGUAAACAGUGGAAUUCCAUUGGUGGUCCUUUAUGUAAAGGUAUGCUAUCAAGGGUCGAGAAAAUACGCGGUCCAGUAAGUAUGGGUAUUAGAAUACUUGGUACAUUGAAUGGAAUGUAUGAAAUUACGUUUAUUAUUCAAAAUGUACAUGAUAAACUCUUAAAGAAACUUUCAGACAUGGAUCGAGAUACUUUGUCUAUGCAUCAAGUUCUAAAUCACUAUUGCACGAUCAGCAAAGAAGAUACCAAGGAAAUUGUAAGUCUGCUUGAAGAUCAAGACAUCGUAGAAUUCAAUAGCGAAUUAGAAGAUAAGAAUUUUCGGAAUAAAUUAGAUAAGGUUGACUUCAAACACUUUGAUAUCCAUAAAGAAACGGUUGUGAAAUUUUUUACUUCAUUACAAGAAAAUAUAUCCAACGUCGUAAUUGAUGAUUUCAAUGAAAUCAUGAAAUUAGUAUCCGAUACAAUAACAGAGCAAGUUUUUCGAAUAACACAAUCGCAACUCAUUGCACCAUGGAGUACCUACGGUAUGGGUGAAUUGACAAAAGCCAUUUCAGAAAGAGUACAACAUCAUUUUAUUGUUGAUGAGAAUCAAAAUUCCGAUAGUCAAAAUCGAGAAAAUCAACAACUUGAAGCAGAAAAAGGUGGAAGUAAAUAUAACACUAUUGCAAAGCAAAUUAGAUAUAAUGCUAAGGAUUAUACGAUUGCAUAUAGUCAAUGUGAUAUUAUUUAUCAGUCUCAACACCCACAACAACGAGAUGUACAUAGCACUGGAGCAGUCGAUAAACCAGCAAAUCUUUCUGAUAUGAUAGCACUUGCUGCGGAAAAUAAUUUAGACAUAAAAAUAGCAGAUGAUGAGAAUUACCAGCCUACGGAAGAGGAUAAGGCACAUGGUACAAACAUUAUAGUAUACACGAAAGGAACAGUAGAUGCAAAUGGAAAUGUUGGUAUAGGACAUUUUCAACUUAUGUCAAGAGAUGGCACUCUUAUUGAUAUUCCAAACGAGAAAAAUAAUUGUGGUUAUACUGUUAUUCAGAAAAUAUUACAUGAUAAAAAUGUCGAUAAAACUAUCGACGAUCUUCGUAAUGCUCGAGCCCAAAGCAUAGAAACGAACCCUAGUCAGUUUUCGAAAAUAGAGAAAGUACAACAAUGCAUCCAAUACCAUCAUCCACGAGAAGCAAAUGCUUUAUUAAUCACAGGAGGAGCUCAGCUACAGCCUUCUUUCCAGGAGAUGUACACGUCUGAUACAUAUCCACGUGCAGGUAAGUACGGUCGUUUAAAUAGAAAUUGA